Dermatophagoides farinae (American house dust mite) is the source of this 2236-nucleotide messenger RNA. Its product is annotated as bicaudal D-related protein homolog. The record is from RefSeq and is a predicted model, not a curated record. Lineage: Eukaryota; Metazoa; Arthropoda; Arachnida; Sarcoptiformes; Pyroglyphidae.
GUGAUAAUGAUGAUAAUGGUGAUAUUAAAAAAUCAUUGUCAUCAUCAUCAUCGACAACAAAAACGAUCAAUAAUCACCACAGUAUUCAAUCGUCAUCAUCAUCACCAUCAUUAUCUAUUCCAUCGAUGUAUGGGGGAAAUUUGGAUGAUUUUAUUGAUGAAUUACGGCAACGUAAUAUCGAUAAUGAUAAUGAUGAUGAUGACGAUGGUAUAGUUAUCACCAACAACAACAACAACAACAACAAUAUUAUUACUAAUAAUGAAAAUAUGAAUCCAAUUAUGAAUACGAAUUCAAUUUAUACUAGUCAAUCAUCUGCCACUACCAAUACUAACAGUGAUAUAUUAUUAUCACGUUUAGCUAAAAAAGAAAAAGAUUUAAUAUUAGCCGCUGAAUUAGGUAAAGCAUUAUUAGAUCGUAAUGAAGAAUUAAGUCGUAUGAAUGAACAAUUGAAUGAAGAAUAUACAAAAAAUAUUGAGCUAUUGGAACAGGAAAAAUAUGCAUUAAGAAAAAAAUUAAAUUCAAUUGAAAUUGAAUAUGAAAAUAAAUUACAUGAUCUACAUAGUGAUCUGGAAACGGCGAAUGAAAAUCUUCGUACACAUGUUGAUAUUAGUAAACAAUCAGAAUUGGAAACAAAUCGUAUGAUUGCUGAAUUAAGUGAACAGAAUCGAAGGCUAACCACUGAAUUGAAAGAGACAACGAAUCGAGAAUCAAUGUUGGAAAAAGAAAUUCAAUCAUUGAAAGAACAAUUCAGUGCACGACGUAUCAAUUUUAGUGAUCAUCUUGGCCAGUUAGAAGGAUUGCGUGAUGAAAUAAAUUUACUUACAAAUCGUAAACGUGAAUUAGAGAAUAAAAUAUCAUCAUUGAAUGAGGAAAAAAUGUCCAUAUCAAUUACAUUGGAUGAAUCACAAUAUCGUAUAAUGGCAUUGGAAAAACAAUUACAAGAUAAAGAAUUAAAUUUACAAAAUCAACAAAAAGAUCUCGAAGAUUUACGACGUACAAUGAUUCAUUAUCAGAAUCGUAUUGAUUCAUUAAUGAAGUUGCGUACAUUUGAUAUCGGUACACAACAAAUAUCAUCAUUAUAUAAUGAAAUUGAAAUUUCAUCACAAUCAUCUGGUGAUGAUCAUCACAAUAAUAAUCAUCAUCAUCAUCAUAAUCACCAUCAUCAUCAUUCAUCAAAUCAUAAUCAUCAAAAUGUUGGUGGUGGAUAUCUAUCCGAUACCGAUGAUAUUGACAUGUUUCCAAUCGAUAGCCGUUGUAAUCGAUGUUUUAAAAAUAAACAAGAAAUUAGUGAUUUAUAUCAAAAACUUAAACAAAUCUAUGAUGAUCUCUAUAAACGUCAACACCAAAGUGAACAACAACAAAAACAACAGGAACAAAAUACAUCUACCAUGAUAAAUGGAACUAUAGAUAUUAUGUCCGAUUCAAAUACAACAUCUUCAUCAUCAUCAUCAUCAACGAAUGGUGAAUCAUCGCCUACAGCACGUAGUGUAGAUCAUAAUCAUGAUAGUGGUAUUCAAACAAACAUUGGCCUUAUCGAUGAUUUGAAUAUGAUUGUUUGUGAUAUACAGGACCUCAUUAAAAAUUUUGAUUACAUGUCACAAUGUUCAUUUUGUCAACAAUUUCGUAUUGAAAGAAUGGAAUUAGAAAGAUUACAUAAAACAACACAACAAGAUAAAGAAGAAAUUGGUAAAUUAAAAGCUGAAAUUCUUCAACUAUCAUCAACAGUGACGAUGAAUGAUGUUGAAUUGAUUGCUGCACGUGAACGAUUAGCAGCUUUUGAACAGGAUAGACAAGCAGAUAAUCAAUCACAAGAUGAAAUUGUUAAACGAGCUUUAAAAAUGCGUGAUGAAACUAUUUCCCGUAAGAAUUUAGUCGAAAUUGAAUUGGCCAAAAUACGAAUCGAAUUGAUGCAUGUAAAUAGUCAACUAUUGGAAACGAUUCAACAAAAAAUUGAAUUAUCACAACAGCUUGAACAAUGGCAGGUUGACAUGGAAAUCCUAAUCGAAGAACAGUUAAGAAAUAAAUUAAGUCUACAUGAAAAAUCAUCAUCAUUAAAUGGUCAUUAUAAUAUCAAUGGUCAUGUAAAUAAUAAUAAUAAUAAUAAUGGUAGUAGUAAAAAAGAAAAUCGAUUCGGUUUGAUUAAUCUGGCCAAAUUGUUAACCUAUCAACGAACAUAAUGAUUUUUUUUUCACUUGUUUGAUUUUUUUUAUUGUUUAUUUUUGUAAUUUUUUUUCUC